AUGGGACAUCCUGAAAUGAGACUUUUCUGUACCUGGCACGUCGAUAGAGCCUGGAGGGCCAAGAUUAAGAGCAAAAUUAGAAGUUUGGACAAGAGAAACGAGGUGUACAAACUUGUUAAAUCGUUAAUGCAGGUAAGAGAUGUUGCUGUGUUUCAAGAAUCGUUGGUAAAAGCAUUGCAGAACCUCAACAGCGAUCCAGAGACUUCAGAAUUUGGUCACUAUUUCAAGACGUAUUAUGAAAAAAAUGUGAAGUGUUGGGCAUAUUGUCAUAGGAUGCGAUCUGGACUCAACACAAACAUGCACCUGGAGAGCAUGCAUAAGACAUUGAAAUAUAUACAUGCUAAUGCAAAGCAGGUAAAACGUUUGGACAAAGGUAUAUCCGCUUUGAUGUCGCUUGUAACAGCAAAGCUGUUUGACAGGCUCAUUGUCAACGUGAAAGGGAAGCUAACAAGUAAAAUGAAAAACAUUCGCCGUAAACACAAAUGCAGCAUUCUGAUGAAUAAGGACUCAAUUAGGAAGGUAGGCAGAGGUUGGGAAGUACCAGCCACAAAAUCACAUGAAGUUUACCUUGUACAAGAAAAUAAUAUCUUCUGUAACUGUAAAUUAGUGUGCACUGACUGUAAAGUGUGCAUUCAUAGGUAUUCCUGCACGUGUAUUGAUUAUAGCAUUAAGUUAAAUAUGUGCAAGCAUAUACAUAAUGUUUGCCAACUAGACAGUACAGAACAAAAUCCUUUUGAAAUUUCUGAAUUACAAGAUGCAGUAGCUACAGAUGUUGGAGAUAUGUCUUGCAUUAAUGAGAAAGAAGUGAUUUUGAAGCAAGUAAGUGGAAAUGCUAAUUCCUGCACCCCAGAAGCAUUGGCAGAAGAGAAGAGAAAAAUUAUUUCUAGGUUUUCAGAAAUUGUUUCUGGUAUGUCAGCUACUGAAGUUCAGCUGGCUAACAAAAUGGUGACUUCGUUGAAGGUUAAUGUAGGUGCUGUUCGCACCAGUAGUGGUAUCUCUUUCAUUAUCCCACAAAGAAGUCUCAAGAGGAAACUUUUGCCCCAGAGGAGGCUGUUUUCAACAAAGAAGACAAGUUCUUCAAAACGCAUAUCCAUGGCAGUUCCUAAUGCAGAAGAAACCAACAACAUCCUGAGAACACUUCUGGAUGAAGAUUUAUAG
Schistocerca serialis cubense is the source of this 1158-nucleotide messenger RNA. RefSeq lists its product as uncharacterized. The transcript has a single exon. NCBI's taxonomy places the organism in Eukaryota, Metazoa, Arthropoda, Insecta, Orthoptera, Acrididae. The coding region runs from base 1 to 1158 and encodes 385 amino acids. Gene Ontology annotation, molecular function: zinc ion binding. The record is from RefSeq and is a predicted model, not a curated record.